AUGUCACGGAAGCCCUUCAGCUCCCGCCUUGAGGCAUCAUCUUAUCAUGCACCCGGAGGCGGCCCAGCCUACACAGCGUUGCGCGAGAAACUAGUCAAACAAAUCAUCGAACAAGGCUACGAUGCCGACACCAUGCUUGAGCACGGCGUGGUAUGGGCGGAUGACCAAGACCCUUUCGGGCACGUCAUGGGCGUCGCCUACUCCCGAUUCGCAGCAGCCUGCAACUUCCGCGUGGUCGAGAGCUUCGAGGCACAGCUGGGCGACAAGGUGGACGAUUUCAUCAACGCGAAGAAUGUCGGGAUGAUCGUCAAGGAGUACACGGUGGACAUGAAGAGACAAGUCUCGUAUCCUGACUCGAUCAUUUGUGCCAUCCGUUAUGGCGAGAUGAGACCUGACCGCUACUUCAUCACCACGACGAUGUGGUCGUUGAGGCAGCAGGCCCCGGUUGCUACGACAGAGGGGUGGGUUGUGUUCUUUGACUACCGCAAAGGAAAAGUUGCGAAUCUUGUGGAACUCGGGGGCGUAUACAAAGAUCUGUACGAGGCCCUCAGUGCCAAGUGCGAGAAGAUGAAGGAGGCAUCCGCGGCCUGGAAGAAAGCACACCCGCCGAAGAAGAAGCAGCAGAAGCUGUAG
This is a messenger RNA of Colletotrichum karsti, 633 nucleotides long. RefSeq lists its product as uncharacterized. The record is from RefSeq and is a predicted model, not a curated record. NCBI's taxonomy places the organism in Eukaryota, Fungi, Ascomycota, Sordariomycetes, Glomerellales, Glomerellaceae. The transcript has 3 exons. The coding region runs from base 1 to 633 and encodes 210 amino acids.